AAGUUUAGUUUCAGUCAAUAACGUUAUUGCAUAAUCUAGUAGUAAAGGAACAUUACAUUGACUAGUUAAUAAAUUGUUUAACGUAGUUUGACCAUUCUAAAGGCACUGGCAAUCUAACCUGUCUCAACAUUUCGACACUGUCAAUGCAGUCGGUUUUAACUUCCGUGUGAUGACGUGGAUGUAAACAAAAAGUCUUCACGUGCGAAGGACCCCAUAUUGGUAUCUAGAUUCGCUCCCUGAUGCAAAUGCUUUACAAUUGUACUUACACAAUGCUUUGUUUGAGUUGGUUCUGUCCAGUAGCACUAUGAGGAUGAUUCUUAAAGAUAAUUGGUUUAAUCUGUAAUUUAUAAUUCAGAACGAAUACCUUUUUCUAAUGGGUGGUUGUGUUAAUGACAUUUCUUCCCGUAAAUGGAUCAGUUAAAAUCAAGAUAAUAAUAUCAACACUCUGCAUUCAUAAUCCAUGUUUAAAGCCAUUGUCAUGUUGUUGUUGAUGGAGCUUAUACGGCAAUGGUUGACUUUAUUGCUUUGAAAGUCAAUCUUUUACUGGUGAUCUUACUGGUCAGCAGAAUGUUAACCAGAGAUCAUCGCUUUUAUACACAGGGUAUGUGGUUUCAUGUGACAGUCACACUGUGGGAGAUAAGGGUCAGACUGAAGUCCCUUCUAAUUGUCACAAACCUUCAGAAUGCUGAAAAUACCAGACGUGCUUUUUCUUCUCUGUGCCCUCGGGGCAGCGGACGCCGUUUACAAACAAUGGAUCCCUGACACCAACUAUGAGAACGAGACCAACUGGGACAAAGGCUCAGUGCCCAGUGGCAACGACAGGGUGCAAUUUUCUGCAUCUAGAAAAGUGUCUGUGUACGUGGAGACUGUCCACUCUGUCCAGGAGAUGAGACUGCCGGUGGAUGGAGAGUUCAUCCUGACCUCAGGAGCUGGCUUCUCAGUGGGAGCCGGUGGCUACAAACCUGGUGCUGUUGUCAAAUUCAAGGAUGUCGAGUCUCUGCAGUGGUUUGAUCCCGCUCUGUGGCAGGCGGCCUCCACAGCAGACGAUUUGGAGAAGGGCCGCUUCCUGUUCUCAGUGCAUGAGGAAAGCAUUCCCUGCCGCUAUGACAACGUGGUGUUCAAAGCCCACUCCUCUUUCCGUGUCGACCUCUCCUCCAACCGGCCGAGCGUCCCCGUGCAAAGUGUGUCGGUUCUGGGAAAGACGUUCAGAAGCAACUCCGAGUUCAGCCGGUACCUGGGUUCUCCCUCGGGCCGCUUGCAGUUCCACGGCUCCUCGUCCAUCAGCUUGGGCUCUUCAGGCUGCAGCGAUGUCUCCGGCUGUGAGUGCGGCAACGCAGCCAGUCUUGAGAAGAUCUGUGGCCAUGUGGAAUGUUCUUCAGUGACCUGUAAGAAGCCAUUACGCCCGGUUGGACACUGCUGUGACGUGUGCGGUGCUAUAGUCACUCUGCAGUACGUCCCUGGAUUCAACCUGGAGACUUACCGCCAGAGACUGAUGCACAUUUUCCUUGGUCUGACGCCAUACAAGUCCAUCCAGCUUGGCAUAUCCAAAGUGGAGAAAUCCCGGUGGUUCCUGGGGGUGUUUCCUCGCCAGGGGGCAGCAGAGAUCCAGAUAGUGUUGAUGGAUGGUGAAACGGGCCACCAGGCUGGUAUGGUUGCUGAGGCUCUUGCCCGUGACAUACUGAAGGAUGCCCAAUCUGCCGGCUCCAACCUGGGUAUAGCUGAGGCUGAGUUCCAGGCAUCCUCGGGGAGUAGCAGCAGUCACGGGUCUGGGCGAGAUACAGGGAUGGUGUUGGGAACCAUAUUUGGGGUUCUGAUAGUGGUGGGAGGUGUGUUCCUUCUAGUAUUCCUAUAUUACAGGGGUGCUAUUAGAGUACCCUCAUUGCCCACCAUCACCAUGCCCUCCCUGAGCAGCUUGAAAAGGAGUAGUGAGAUUGGAGACCUCGGUGGGCCAAUGGACCAUGGUUUUGACAACCCCAUGUUUGACAAGCCCACCGUGAUGCCAGCUGUGCCUGGUCUGUAUGGGGCUGAAAACGCCAACUCUAUCUCCCUCACACAGUCAGGUGUACAUUUUGUAAACCCAGCCUAUGAUGACAGUGAGACUGAUUUCAAUGCUUAACUUUAAUGUAUGCAGUACAAGACUCAUAAUUAGAGUGAGGCGGUCUAAUGUAUAAUGAAGUUCCAUGCUACAGCCUUCAUAAUAAUGGAAUAAUUGUGAUCAUGCCGUGUCAAG
Osmerus eperlanus (European smelt) is the source of this 2230-nucleotide messenger RNA. RefSeq names its product amnion associated transmembrane protein (gene amn). Lineage: Eukaryota; Metazoa; Chordata; Actinopteri; Osmeriformes; Osmeridae. Gene Ontology annotation, biological process: intracellular protein localization; receptor-mediated endocytosis. Gene Ontology annotation, cellular component: apical plasma membrane; endocytic vesicle. The record is from RefSeq and is a predicted model, not a curated record. The transcript has a single exon. The coding region runs from base 683 to 2116 and encodes 477 amino acids.